This is a messenger RNA of Alosa sapidissima (American shad), 6066 nucleotides long. RefSeq names its product NEDD4 like E3 ubiquitin protein ligase (gene nedd4l). The record is from RefSeq and is a predicted model, not a curated record. Gene Ontology annotation, molecular function: protein binding; ubiquitin protein ligase activity; sodium channel inhibitor activity. Bases 590 to 4396 code for a protein of 1268 amino acids. Lineage: Eukaryota; Metazoa; Chordata; Actinopteri; Clupeiformes; Clupeidae. The transcript has 29 exons. Gene Ontology annotation, biological process: regulation of dendrite morphogenesis; ubiquitin-dependent protein catabolic process.
GUGUGGGGGUGGGGGGGGGGGUUAUGGGAGUGAAGUGUCCAGGACCUAAGUGGGUGUCAUCUGUGUCACAUGACUCUGGGUGCCCUACCCUCACCUCCCCAUGCAGAGCGGAGGCAGGCCUUAUCCAAUCAUUUCUGGAAUGCUGCUUGUCACUCUGGCUAUUUCUGAUGUCUGUCGCUAUCGGUCGGCAGUCCUAACAGUUUGGCAGAUGGGAGUCUUUUUAUUUUUCCCUUCUCUUUCUGGCUCUCUCUAGCACUCUCUCCCCCUCUCUCUCCCUUCCUCUAAUGCUGCCCCUCCUCUCGCUCACUCUCUCUCUCUCUCUCUCUCUUUCUUUCUGGAAUUAGAACUCUGAAGUUUUGGCUCACUGUGGCAGUGCCUCUCUCUUGUUACUGUGGUGAGAGCUGCUGCUGCUGCCGCCGCUGCUCUCUUUCUUGGGUCUUUUCAGUGAGAGAAGGUGGGUGGAAAAUUUUCAAGAGUGAAGCAUAGACACAGAAAGAGGUUUAGGAAGGAGGGGACACAAAUUUGCCAACGGGGAGUAGUUUAGCCAAAGGCAGCCCAACGCUGGCCCAGACGGCAGAAGGACGAGAGAAUGUCCCAUCGGCUGCGGCUGUACUUUGGUGCCGGCCGCAGUAACACAGCCCCCGAGCUGCAGGAGCCUGACGACGAGCACAUUGGGGACGGGAGCCAUGGUGGAGCCAUGUCAUUCCAGAUGCGACCGGGUCAGGGUAGGGUGCUCUAUGAGGCACAGCCAGCCACAGACGCCUCACUCAAGCGGAGCUCCUCCAUGUUCAUCCCACAGCUGCAAAGUUCUCCUGAGUCACGGCCCACUAAGAGCUCCUCGAUGCAGAUAUCCCUCCAGCGUUCUAACAUAUUUGCGGAUGAUGCACUUUACCAGGACUCCCCUCCAGGAUACCCAGAUGAACCUGCCCCAGCCUACACAGAGCCUAGUCCUGGCUGGAAUGCUCCACCUGAAUACUCGCGUAGGGCGAGUGCAGAGCACACCCACGCCAAUACCGAGCCUGCACUUCCAAAGAGGAGAGUGUUUUGUGUGAGGCCUGGCGAUCUUCAGGAUGGAUACACUGUAUCUUCCGGAGCCUCUCCUGGGAUUAGUAUCGGAGGUUUCUGCAUCAAGAGGAACUCGCCAGAUGGAUCAGAAGUCCAACAAUUAAGGAUCCUGCCCUAUGGAUCAGACAGUCAGGCUGGCCCAUGCUCCUGGUCUGUCCAGCAGAACUUGGAUGGUGCCCCAGGGCCUCAGAGGCUUGUUUUCCAGCUUCAGCAGGACCAACCGAGACAGCCAGAAGUCCAGAAGGAAGCUUUUAACUUUGGUUUUGUUGGAUCUAAAGGAGGUCGUGUUGUACGGUACCCCAGGAUCCGCCUGGAAAGGAGCGCCUCUCAGCCACUUAAAUCCCAUUCUGUCCCUCGACGAAGUGGGUCUACUCCAGACCUUUUGGGGACCACCUCACAGAUGGACACCCAGAGUGAGGAUGGAGCUCAAAGCUGCACAUUUAAAAUUCAAAAUGAGCAGAAACUCAGACAACCCCAGUUUAAAAUAUACUUCAGCCAGGGUACAGAUCAAGGUACCAUGUCAGCACAGGAUGCAAGUUUGAGAAAUGGACCUGUCAGGACAAAACUUCAGGCACACUUUGGUCUCGGUCGCUCCAAGAAUGGGCAUGUCAACCCUGGACAGACCAGAGAUGACUUUCUUGGACAAGUUGAUGUGCCUCUUAAUCAUUUACCGACAGAGGACCCGACAAUGGAGCGGCCAUACACGUUUAAAGACUUCCUUUUGCGUCCUCGAAGGUCAGUGCUUAUUCACAAAUCCCGGGUGAAAGGGUACCUACGUCUGAAGAUGGCCUAUCUGCCAAAAAAUGGAGGGCAGGAAGAAGAAAACAAUGAAAUGAGAGAAGAGGCAGAGGGUUGGGAAGACUCGACUGACCCAGGCUCCCAGCGUCCCCAACAGGUUCUGCCCCCACUACCCCCUGGAUGGGAAGAGAAGGUCGACAACUUGGGCCGUACCUACUAUGUCAACCAUAACAACCGCACUACGCAAUGGAAGAGGCCAACUCUUGUGGAUGUGGUGUCAGAGACCGAGAAUGACAACCAGUUGCGGCAGAUCAACCAAGAAGCCCAUCGAGUGUUCCGCUCACGCAGACACAUCAGUGAGGAUCUGGAGAACGAGCACCUAGAGCCCAGAGAGGCGGACGAUCAGACAUGGGAAACAAUCACAGAGGAGCCUGUUGACUCUCUUAACCAGUCUCAGCCAGGCCCGUCCUUGGCCACGCCUGGUGGGCCGGAGUUCUCUGAGGAGAUCAGCCUCCGCCUGUCACUCACCCCGGACUCUAACGGGGAAAUGCCAGGGCCCAGCUCUGCUGUGAGCCAUCUCUCCUCCAGACUACGUUCCUCCAGUAUGACUGAUGGGGUUAGCGAGCAGGCCCAGCCCCCCCCUCCAACGCAGAGUUCCCAGGCCAGGCGAGGCAGAGCUCAAACUGUCACAGGCGUUGAAGAGCCCAUGUCUCCAUCAGCGGCUUAUGCGCUGACCACCCCAGGCCUGCCCCCUGGCUGGGAGGAGCGGAAGGACGCCAAGGGACGCACCUACUACGUCAACCACAACAGCCGCACCACCACCUGGACCCGGCCAAUUGUGCAGCACACAGAAGACGGCACCAGCGGUUCGGCUGGAGCAGUGGCCAGCGGGGGGGCCACCCCAGGCACACCGGCCACCCCAGCCACGCCAGCAGGCGGGGCCAGUGGCGGCCACCUAAGCGAGCCCCAGUUGCGCCGGCCCAGGAGCCUCAGCUCCCCCACAGUGACCCUCUCCACCCCGCUGGAGGGGGCCAAUAACAUCCAGGCACGGCGAGCUGUGAAAGACACUGUCUCAAAUCCCCAGUCACCCCAGGCGUCCCCCUUCAGCUCACCCAAGUCUCAGCACAAGACUCCCCAGAGUUUCCUACCACCAGGCUGGGAGAUGCGGAUAGCUCCCAAUGGACGGCCAUUCUUCAUUGAUCACAACAGCAGGAACACCACCUGGGAGGAUCCACGCCUGAAAUACCCUAUCCACAUGAGGACAAAAGCAUCUCUGGACCCUGGUGACCUGGGCCCGCUUCCAAAUCUUCCAGAGGAGCCUGGAUGGGAGGAGCGAAUCCAUGCUGAUGGAAGAACCUUCUACAUUGACCACAACACCAGAAAUACGCAGUGGGAGGACCCUCGGCUCCAGAGUCCCGCCAUCACAGGCCCUGCCGUGCCAUACUCGAGGGAGUUCAAACAGAAAUAUGACUACUUCAGGAAGAAGUUAAAGAAGCCGGCGGAUAUCCCUAACCGCUUUGAGAUGAAGUUGCACAGAAACAACAUCUUUGAGGAGUCGUAUCGGCGCAUCAUGUCACUGAAGCGGCCGGACAUCCUGAAGGCGCGUCUUUGGAUCGAGUUUGAGUCUGAAAAGGGUCUGGACUAUGGUGGUGUGGCCCGUGAGUGGUUCUUCCUGCUCUCUAAGGAGAUGUUCAACCCCUACUACGGCCUCUUUGAGUAUUCCGCCACGGAUAACUACACCCUGCAGAUCAACCCCAACUCAGGUCUGUGUAACGAAGACCACCUGUCAUACUUUAAGUUCAUUGGACGUGUGGCAGGCAUGGCUGUGUACCACGGGAAGCUUUUAGACGGCUUCUUCAUCCGACCAUUUUAUAAGAUGAUGCUGGGAAAACAGAUUACACUGAAGGAUAUGGAGUCUGUGGAUAGUGAAUACUACAACUCCCUCAAAUGGAUCCUUGAGAAUGAUCCAACUGAACUGGACUUGCGGUUUUGCAUUGAUGAAGACAACUUUGGCCAGACAUAUCAGGUUGACCUGAAACCCAGUGGCUCAGAUAUGGUUGUCACAAAUGACAACAAAAAGGAGUACAUUGAUCUUGUCAUCCAGUGGAGAUUUGUGAACCGGGUGCAGAAGCAGAUGAACGCCUUUCUGGAGGGUUUCACUGAACUCAUUAUUAUCGACCUUAUCAAGAUUUUUGAUGAGAAUGAGCUGGAGCUUCUGAUGUGCGGUCUGGGUGAUGUGGAUGUGAAUGACUGGAGGCAGCACACUGUCUACAAGAAUGGCUACUGCCCCAACCAUCCUGUCAUCCAGUGGUUCUGGAAGGCUGUGCUUCUGAUGGAUGCGGAGAAGAGGAUCCGUCUGCUACAGUUUGUCACUGGAACGUCCAGAGUGCCAAUGAACGGCUUUGCUGAGCUCUAUGGUUCAAAUGGGCCACAGCUCUUCACCAUAGAGCAGUGGGGGACGCCUGAUAAGCUGCCACGAGCUCACACCUGCUUCAAUCGACUGGACCUGCCUGCCUACGACACAUUUGAAGACUUGAGAGAGAAGCUGCUCAUGGCAGUAGAGAAUGCCCAAGGAUUUGAGGGGGUGGACUAAAAAGAGAUCACAACUGCCUGCCACUACAACUACAGACAACACACACACACACACACACACACACACACACACACACACACACCAUGCUGCCAUUUUGCCGCUGAGCCAUAAUGGCCCGCAGGUGUAGCUGCGCAGACGUGCACGUUUAUGCAUGCAGGCGAGCUGCACCCCAACCCUGAGACUGCUCAUAGUCUAGCAGUCAAGCAAAAGAGCAGUGCCCUUUAUGCUGGAGUUGGUGUCUGUCUCUCUGUCUGCCUGCCUGCCUGCCCGUCUGUCUGUCUGGGCAGGCCAGAGUAGAGCGGUCAGGAGCCUAAGUCCCCUCUCCAUCUCGUUAAGACACGAGCCUCCGGUGCAUUUCUACUCUCCUCUUCUGCUGGAAAUGGGCAUGGCCCGAGUUUUUUGCAUUAUUUUAAUAAAAAAAGCAAAAAAAAAAUGAAAACACAAAGACAAACUUGCAACUAUGACUUAAGCAGGUCUCACUCUACCAUAUUACCUUAGCAACACUAGCCAAGCACUGAUGAUGACAUGACCCAUGAUCAGAGUCCACUCUCCUCCCCAACACGCCACGCUGUCCUGCCUCCUGGCUUUUUAAAUCUCCCUUUUGCAACGAAAGCUAUGAAGCAACAGGAUGGUCAUAAUCAUUUUUAUCGGAUUUUUAUCAUCCUUGUGGUUACUCGUAGGGAAUACUCAGAUGUGAUAUUUGUACCAAUAUGAUGUUUGCUCUUUUAGACAAUGUUUAUCUGUAGGCAUGAAUCAAGCCAACAGUGAAAAUCAUUGCAAGAAGGCCUCAAUUACAGAUUUAUCAUAGUGCUAUGAAACUGGCAUGAACAUGUUACUUGUGUUUGCUAUGAUUCCAUAGUAAUUGUUCUGUUUUUCUCCUGCUGGGAUGUACAAGAAGGGCUGUGGGGGAACCUAUAGGAAAUGUACAUUAGUGUGUGUUGGAGAAGGAGGGGAUGUCACAGCAGAUAUAUACAUAUUACUAUUAUUAUUAUUAUUAUUAUUAUUAUUAUUAUUACUAUUAUUAUGAAGAUUAUGCUUAUCCAUGUCCAUAAUGCUGUAAAUUAAUUUCUUAACAAUUCUUUCUCAUCUGUAUGUACUACAUUAGAUGGAAGUAUUAAUGAACACAUGAACGAUUGAAGCUGUGCAAGAUGUGAUGUUGAAAGCCGCAGGCUUUUUGUUUUUUUCUUUUUCACUCUCGACAUCUUUUUUUUCCCCCUUUCUUCUGACACACCACUAAACCAAAAGGGCACUUUAUAGAUCCCAUUCUUGAUCAUAUCGGCUGUCCUGCGUCUCUUAUUAACUUGAAUGAUUUUGUUUGUUUGUUGGUUUCUGCUCUUGAAAGCACUCAAUUACCUGGUGCAAUACCUAAUGUCUCUACAUCUGACUGCUGCUAACGUUUUAACACACAGUCAUGGCACCCAGACUUGGGCCCCUUCCACUUCUUUUCUAGAUUCUUCCUUCAGCCACUCACUAAACAUACAUGUGAUCUAGUAAAUUAAUGGUAUUAUUUACAUCUGUCCUCCUUUUCUUCUUCUUUCUGUCUCAUUUUUAAAUGGGGUUCUUUUUUUAUGAAUGGGGGAAUUAUCACUUUAGUUUAAUUCCACAUCACCACAAGAUCCUGCAUUUCAUAAUACUUGGAACAAAUUAAAGUGAGACAUUGAACUCUGUAA